Ilyonectria robusta is the source of this 999-nucleotide messenger RNA. RefSeq lists its product as uncharacterized. Gene Ontology annotation, cellular component: lipid droplet; endoplasmic reticulum membrane; mitochondrial outer membrane. Bases 1 to 999 code for a protein of 332 amino acids. Lineage: Eukaryota; Fungi; Ascomycota; Sordariomycetes; Hypocreales; Nectriaceae. The transcript has 2 exons. The record is from RefSeq and is a predicted model, not a curated record. Gene Ontology annotation, molecular function: 3-beta-hydroxysteroid 3-dehydrogenase (NADP+) activity.
AUGGCCGGCACAGUCCUCAUCACCGGCGCAAACGGAUCCCUGGGCCUCCCUUUCGUCGAGCGCCUCCUAGAAUCCUAUCCAUCACACACAAUAAUCGCAGCCGUGCGCAACCCUUCGCCAGAAUCAGACCCGAAUACCGCAAACCUCGCCCGCGCAAUAUCCUCCCACGCCGACGCGCGUGCUCACAUCGAAGCGCUCGACCUCGCCUCGAUCGAAAAUGUCCGGUCGUUCGCCAACCGUGUCGCAGGGCGCAUUUCCAAAGGCGAGGUGCCCCCGCUCGCUGCCAUCGUCUGCAAUGCCUUUACGUGGUCGCUGAGCGGCCAGCAGGCUACCGCAGAUGGGUUCGAAAGGACGUUCCAAGUUGGCCAUCUGGCUCAUUACAUGCUUGUUCUCAAGUUGCUCAAGUCCAUGGCUCCCAAUGGGCGAGUUGUGAUGCUGGGUUCCUCCAGCCACUACCCCGAAAAACCAGUCCCUAUUUCGAAACUUGGUGCCGACUUUCCGAGCGAAAUCGACACUCUGAUACACCCAAGCUCUGACGACCCUGGAGAUGAGCAUGACCGAGGUUUCCAACGAUAUGCCACCACGAAACUGGCCAACGUCAUGUUCAUGCAGGACCUAAUCGAGAAACUCCAGCAGGACCCCAAAUUAUCCAGCAUCGGCGUCACAGCCAUGGACCCAGGAGGUUUAGUAGACUCGCGAGCACACACGCACCAAAAAGCCGCCAUCAGGGCCGUAUUCGCAGUUGCCAACACUCUGCUGCCUCUCGUAGGGCGGUUCACUUCGGAAGUCCGCCGAUCAGCAGACUCGGCCGGAGACUUGGUGGAGCUGAGCGUUGGAGACAAGUUCAAGGGGGUUAAUGGAUACCAUGUCGGGAUCAAAGCAACGGAGCCGGCCAAGGUGGUUGGAGACGAGGCAAAACGGCUGCUUCUUUGGGAGGUGUGUUGGAAGUGGACUGCGAUGACCAAGGGGGAGACAAUCUUAGGAGAUGCCCGCAGAUGA